This is a messenger RNA of Oncorhynchus gorbuscha (pink salmon), 740 nucleotides long. Its product is annotated as ATP synthase F(0) complex subunit C2, mitochondrial-like. Gene Ontology annotation, molecular function: proton transmembrane transporter activity. The coding region runs from base 139 to 558 and encodes 139 amino acids. The record is from RefSeq and is a predicted model, not a curated record. Gene Ontology annotation, biological process: proton transmembrane transport; proton motive force-driven ATP synthesis. NCBI's taxonomy places the organism in Eukaryota, Metazoa, Chordata, Actinopteri, Salmoniformes, Salmonidae. The transcript is spliced from 5 exons.
AAUUGUCCGUUACAAAUCCUUUUUAAUCCUUCGUUAAAACAACACGUAGAACAAUUACAAGCGAGGGUUACACAUUAAAGACCCGGGCUUCAAUCAAAGUUGACCGACCGGGUUAUUAAAACAACACUAAAAUUGAACAUGUACGCCUGCGCUAAGUUCGUCUCCACGCCGGCUCUGGUCCGUGCUGGCUCCCGGACUCUUUACAGACCCUUGUCUGCCUGUAUGAUGUCCAGGCCCGAGGUCAACACAGAGAACAAUGUAGCCCUCAUGCCACAGAGCCCCUUCACCCAAGUAGCACUGAGAGGCUUCCAGACCAGUGCUGUGAGCAGAGACAUCGACACAGCCGCUAAGUUCAUUGGUGCUGGAGCAGCCACGGUCGGAGUGGCUGGAUCCGGUGCUGGAAUUGGGACAGUGUUUGGCAGUCUCAUUAUUGGAUAUGCCAGGAACCCAUCUCUGAAGCAGCAGCUGUUCUCAUAUGCUAUCCUGGGAUUUGCCCUGUCUGAAGCCAUGGGUCUAUUCUGUUUGAUGGUUGCCUUCUUAAUCUUGUUUGCUAUGUAACAAAUGUAUUGUUCAUAGAAACACUGUAAUUACUGAUGUGACUCCAUAUUUUAUUGUGGUUACCAAAAAUGUUCUGUGUUGGUAUCAUGGAAAUGUAUAUUUUCAAAGUCUAAAUAACAAAAACAUGUUUUGUAAAAAUGUAAGAAAUUACAUAAUUAAAAUGCAUGUAUUUGACUAUUUAA